Morone saxatilis (striped sea-bass) is the source of this 2085-nucleotide messenger RNA. It is a transcript of the gene sv2ba, whose product is annotated as synaptic vesicle glycoprotein 2Ba. The transcript is spliced from 12 exons. The coding region runs from base 1 to 2085 and encodes 694 amino acids. The record is from RefSeq and is a predicted model, not a curated record. Gene Ontology annotation, biological process: transmembrane transport; chemical synaptic transmission. Gene Ontology annotation, molecular function: transmembrane transporter activity. NCBI's taxonomy places the organism in Eukaryota, Metazoa, Chordata, Actinopteri, Moronidae. Gene Ontology annotation, cellular component: membrane.
AUGGAUGACCCUUAUCACAACAAUGUGAACCAGCAGGUGACAGAGGGUGGAGAAUACACCUACACCCAGGAUGGAGGAGGUCAGGACGGCUACCCUUACCAGACAGACUACCCUCCACAGGAAGAGGAUGCUGCUAGCGAUGCCACCGAGGGUGCAGAUGAUGAUGAGCAGAUGUAUGAGGGGGAGUACCAAGGCAUCCCCCACCCCGACGAGAUCAAGGAGGCACGGCGGGCAGCCCGGCUGGAGGCCAGGAGGAAAGCCCGUCUGGCUGGCCAGCAGCAGGAAGAGGAGGAGGAAAACCUGCCAGAUCAGUACGAAGCCAUUAUGGAGGACUGUGGCCACGGACGAUUCCAGUGGAUGCUGUUCUUCGUGCUGGGCCUGGCACUAAUGGCUGACGGUGUGGACGGCUUCGUGGUGGGCUUCGUCCUGCCCAGUGCUGAGAAGGACAUGUGCAUAUCCAACUCUGACAAAGGAUUGCUGGGUCUGCUGGUGUAUGUAGCCAUGAUGGUGGGGGCGUUGGUGUGGGGGGGUCUGUCUGAUAAGAUGGGGAGGAGGAAGUGUCUGAUCUACGUCCUCUCAAUCGACCUGGUCUUCUCCUUCCUGUCCUGCUUCGCUCAGAGCUAUGGCUUCUUCCUCUUCUUCAGGUUCUGCUCCGGCUUUGGAAUUGGCGGCUCCAUCCCGAUAGUGUACACCUACUUCACAGAGUUCCUGCAGAUGGAUAAACGUGGAGAACAUCUGAGCUGGCUUUGUAUGUUCUGGAUGCUGGGAGGCCUGUACGCCUCCUUCACCGCCUGGGGGAUCAUCCCUCACUAUGGCUGGGGCUUCGCCAUCGGUUCAGAGAUCCAGAUGCACAGUUGGAGAUUGUUUAUUCUCGUGUGUCUCUUCCCUGCGCUGGCUGCCCUUGUUGGAAUCAUCUUCAUGCCGGAGAGCCCUCGUUUCCUCCUGGAGAAUGCCCGACAUGAUGAGGCUUGGAUGAUCCUGCGCCAAGUUCACGACACCAACUGGAAGGCCAAGGGGGAGCCAGAGAGGGUCUUCACUGUGACCAACAUUAAGACUCCACAAACUCAGGAAGACGAAUUCAUAGAGAUCCAGAGUGACACUGGAACUGCUUUCCAGCGCUGGACCGUCAGACACAUGACCAUGCUGCAACAGGUUAUGGCUAACAUAAUGUCACUAUCAGCUCCAGAGCUCAGACUGCAAGGCCUCUUCCUGGUUAUUGUCUGGUUCUGCUUGGCCUUCAGUUACCACGGGCUGGGAGUGUGGUUCCCUGAUAUGAUCAAAUACAUGCAGUAUGAGGAGUACGAGUCCAAGGUCCGAGUGUUCCACCGAGAACGGGUCGAACGGUUCCACUUCAACUUCUCUCUGGUCAACCAGAUCCACCGCGAGGGAGAGUACAUCCAUGACAAGUUUGCAAACAUUGAGAUCAAGUCUGUGAAGUUUGAGGAUUCUCUGUUUGAAAACUGCUACUUUGAGGAUGUCAGGUCAACCAACACCUUCUUUGAGAAUUGCACCAUCAAAAACACUGUCUUCUAUAACACAGACCUCUGGCACGAAAAGUUUAAAGAGUGUCGAAUGGAGAACACCACCUUCCUCCACCCAAAGAAAGGCUGCCAUCUGAACUUCCAGGAGGAGAAUGACAUUGUCAUCUACAUGGUCAGCUUCCUGGGCAGCUUGGCUGUGUUGCCUGGCAACAUCAUCUCCGCAUUGUUCAUGGACAAGAUAGGAAGAAUCAGAAUAAUAGGCGGCUCUAUGUUGGUGUCGUCUGCCUGUACUUUCCUGUUACUGCUAAGUUUCAGUCAAGGAGCUGUCAUAUGUUGGCAGUGUCUCUUCUAUGGCACCAGCGUGGCGGCCUGGAACGGACUAGAAGUCAUUUCUGUGGAACUCUACCCCUCCUCUAAAAGAGGGACAGCGUUCGGUAUCCUGAAUGGGAUCUGUAAGUUUGCAGCCAUCAUUGCCAGCUUCAUAUUUGCAGCCUUCAUCGGCAUCACUAAGAUCAUCCCCAUCUUCCUGGCCUUCUCCGCCCUCGUCUGCGGAGGUCUGGUAGCUCUAAAGCUGCCCGAAACCCGGGAGAAAAUCCUCUCUUGA